Messenger RNA from Nematolebias whitei (Rio pearlfish), 550 nucleotides. Its product is annotated as EMILIN-1-like. Gene Ontology annotation, molecular function: protein binding. Lineage: Eukaryota; Metazoa; Chordata; Actinopteri; Cyprinodontiformes; Rivulidae. Bases 81 to 503 code for a protein of 140 amino acids. The transcript is spliced from 3 exons. The record is from RefSeq and is a predicted model, not a curated record.
GGGGAAAACAACCCUCUGGUCUCCCUGGUGCUGAUGCUCAUAUACCCAGGCUGUCUUUUUCUGCUGCCCUUACUGUUCCCAUGGACAGAGCUGGAACCAUAGUCUUUGACAAAAUCUUUGUCAAUGAAGGAGACUUCUACAACCCAAGAACAGGUAUUUUCACUGCCCCGGUAGAUGGACAUUACUAUUUCAGCGCCAUCUUAACUGGUCACAAGAAUGAAAAAAUUGAAGCGGUCCUGUCCAGGUCAAACUAUGGCAUGGCCCGAGUGGACUCAGGGGGGUAUCAGCCUGAAGGUCUGGAAAACAACCCUGUGGCUGAAGCUAAAACCAUUCCAGGUUCUCUGGCUGUAUUCAGCAUUAUUCUUCCUUUAAAGGCUCAGGACACCGUGUGCAUUGACUUGGUGAUGGGAAAAUUAGCCCACUCCAUAGAGCCGCUUACCAUCUUCAAUGGCAUGCUGCUGUAUGAAGAGAAGGCACCAUUCAUGUCAAUUUCUGAGAAAUAAAGUAGCCUGAGAAUUUGUUCAUCUGUUAAACGUUUAUUACAAACCUG